This is a messenger RNA of Penaeus indicus, 493 nucleotides long. RefSeq lists its product as uncharacterized. The annotation marks the transcript as partial. NCBI's taxonomy places the organism in Eukaryota, Metazoa, Arthropoda, Malacostraca, Decapoda, Penaeidae. The record is from RefSeq and is a predicted model, not a curated record. The transcript has a single exon.
ACCCAAGACCCAAGACCUCGAGACCACGAGACACGAGAACCCAAGACCACCAGACCCAGACCCAAACCCAAGACCCAAACCAAGACUCGAGACACGAGAACAACACGAGACACGAACACAAGACCCAGACCCAAGACCCAAGACUCGAGACACGAGACAACUAGGACCCAAGACCCCCCCCCCCCCCAAGACCCAAGACUCGGAGACACGAUACACGAGACCCAAGACCCCAGACCCUAGACCCGCGACUCGAGACCCGAGACACGAGACCCAAGACCCAAGACCAAGACUCGAGACACGGACCAAACACGAGACCAGACACAAGACCCAAGACCCGAGACCGAGACUCGAGACACGAGACCCAGACCCAAGACCCAAACCCAAGACACAGACCCAAGACCCAAGACCCCAAGACACAAGACACAAGACACAAGACACAAGACACAAGACAACCAGAACACAAGACCCAAGACACAACCACAAGAGAGAAUAG